Messenger RNA from Cylas formicarius (sweet potato weevil), 618 nucleotides. RefSeq lists its product as uncharacterized. The record is from RefSeq and is a predicted model, not a curated record. The transcript has 3 exons. The coding region runs from base 52 to 525 and encodes 157 amino acids. NCBI's taxonomy places the organism in Eukaryota, Metazoa, Arthropoda, Insecta, Coleoptera, Brentidae.
UUCAUUCGGACGCGCGGUCGCGCCUCAAAAUUCUUGUAGAAAAUCACCACCAUGGACGGGUGUACUGAUGACCGCGGCGACGGGCUCUCGAAACGUAUAAAUCGCGUGAAAUCCGCGCUGGCCGACGUGAAAACGCAGCUCCGCAGGGAGAAGUAUUUUCUCGCGAGAUAUUCCGCGGAAAAUGUGGCCUGUGACAAGGUUAUCGUCGGGAGCACAACAGCCGAAACGGAUUACCGCCCCCGCGGACCCGCAUCCCUCGCAGCCACCCGUCAAAUUCGCCCCAAAUUCUGGGCGGAUGACAGAAUCCAUAACGUGUCCCCCCCCGGCGUGGCCCCCUCGCCGCCGCCCCGGGUCCAAGUAAACAGAGAACAUUUGGAGGAUAUCGAACGAAAGUGCCUGAGCGGGUUGCAUAACCUCGACUGUUACGUGCGCAGCGUUCGUCAAUUGAAAAAUAAUUUUAUCGGUUUGAGAAGACACCCGUCACGUCCGCCGCCAUCUUUUGGGAAUCUGGAGUGUCGGUUCUAGUAUCCGUGACGUUUCUUCGGUUAUUUCAAUCCGCUGUAAUUGAAAUAUGUCGAUAAAUGUGAAACACAUGGCACUGUUUUUGAGAUUAAAAGA